Messenger RNA from Uncinocarpus reesii 1704, 465 nucleotides. Its product is annotated as copper/zinc superoxide dismutase. Gene Ontology annotation, biological process: removal of superoxide radicals. The coding region runs from base 1 to 465 and encodes 154 amino acids. Gene Ontology annotation, molecular function: superoxide dismutase activity; copper ion binding. The record is from RefSeq and is a predicted model, not a curated record. NCBI's taxonomy places the organism in Eukaryota, Fungi, Ascomycota, Eurotiomycetes, Onygenales, Onygenaceae. The transcript is spliced from 5 exons.
AUGGUCAAAGCAGUUGCUGUUCUCCGCGGUGACUCUAACGUCAAGGGCACCGUCACCUUUGAGCAAGCCGAUGAGCACUCCCCAACCAAGGUAUCCUGGAACAUCACAGGCCACGACCCCAACGCUGAGCGUGGCUUCCACGUUCACCAGUUCGGUGACAACACCAACGGCUGCACUUCUGCAGGCCCGCACUUCAACCCUUUCUCCAAGACUCACGGUGCCCCAACCGACGAGGAACGCCAUGUUGGUGACUUGGGCAAUAUUACCACCGACGCUCAGGGCAACGCCGUUGGAUCCGUCGAGGACAAACUGAUCAAACUUAUCGGAGAGCAUAGCGUCCUCGGCCGCACCAUUGUCUGCCACGCUGGCACUGAUGACCUUGGUAGAGGUGGCAAUGAGGAAUCCAAGAAGACUGGCAACGCUGGUCCUCGUCCUGCUUGCGGUGUCAUUGGCAUUGCGGGUUAA